This is a messenger RNA of Amorphotheca resinae ATCC 22711, 312 nucleotides long. RefSeq lists its product as hypothetical. The annotation marks the transcript as partial. The transcript has a single exon. Gene Ontology annotation, cellular component: BLOC-1 complex. Gene Ontology annotation, biological process: endosomal transport. Lineage: Eukaryota; Fungi; Ascomycota; Leotiomycetes; Helotiales; Amorphothecaceae. The record is from RefSeq and is a predicted model, not a curated record.
CCGCACUCCCCAGAAACCCUCCGCCAGAUCGCCGAAGCGCGCGCCGCCCUCGAAGCCUCCAUGAACAACAUCGGCUCCUCCCUCGACCACAACCUAAGAUCGCGCGCACAGAACCUCCAUUCGAAUUCCGCACAACUGAGCAAGCAGGAGAAGGACGUGGUGAAAGCAACAGAGGGGCUGAGGAAAGAGACGGACAAACUGAAGAAGGUCGCGGACGAGGGACAGCGCAAGGUGAAGGAAUUGGGAAAUGUGCAGAAUUGGGCGGAGAUGUUGGAGAGGGAUUUCUUGGUCGUGGAGGAGACACUUAGACUG